UUAAAACGUAGGCAUGGGCGUUAAUUAUAUGUGCUUCUUUUGAUAGUAAAGUAGCGGUUAGUUAAUGCAACUUUCGAUGCUCAUCAUGGGUCAUCUGGAAACAACCGCUCCAUGUCUUAAACAUAGUGGUCAGGCACUCAGGCUGCGUACAUCCGACCACCCUUACCUUGCAAUGUGCGGGGAGCCUUUGAGGCACUAGGGUAAUGUUAUUGUUUUACUCUUAAUCUCCGUGCCAUUUUAACAUGGGAAGAUAAUUUUUGGAUGGAGGGAGUGAAAUCUUUGAAGUUCACUAACAAGUUCAUAGAGAUGUUUCGACUAGUAUACCCAAGCACACUCUAAAGCUCCUUAAGAAGUUCAUAUGAAUUUUUUUCCCUGUAUGAUGAUUUUAUAUGUUCAUUCUACGUGAAGUGUUCUACAUGUAGCAGUAGUUCAUUCCCACUCAGCUACACUUUAAAGUGAGUUUCAAGAUUUUGCAUGUUUUAUCUUCAUUAGCAUUCCGAAUGAUUUUAUGUCAUCCAUUAAGGAAUUUAGAUAUUCCAUGCAUUUUUUUGCUAAAUGCUAUCGUCUGUGUUUUAACAUGAAGGCCUACCUAAAUGGCAGCCACCCAGCAGCAGGAAAUUUGUGUCAUGAUCUUGUUCAAAGAGUAAGGUGUCCACAUAGCUGCAUUGGUCAAGUCAUUAGAAUAAGCCACUCUUCUAAUGAUUGGUCUUUUGGAGCUAUAAAACUGUAUAACAGCACAACAAGAAAACAUCUGAUACUGUUUGAAGAUGGGAAGAACGAGUAUGUUGACCUGUCAAGAGAAGAUUGGCAAUUGUGUACACAGCAAGUUUAAGCAUGUCCUAUAUUGUGUGUGAAAACUUUGAGCUCAUCCUUUUUGCCUGCUUCUCCCAUGCCUUGAACACAAACCUACCAUUUACAUUAUACAAGCCAUUGUUGAACGCUAUGAAUUUGGUCAUUAGUCUUCUAUUCAUAAUGAAGCCAGAGAUUCUACUUUUGGGGCUUUGGUGUAGUCCUACCGGAGGUGUACUUUUGUCCUUUUUUUAAAUAAUACUGCAUCAAUUUCAUUAAAACAAAUGAAGCCAGAGAUUAAAGAACAAUAUUUCCU
Molecule: messenger RNA, 1105 nt
Organism: Cuscuta campestris
Lineage: Eukaryota; Viridiplantae; Streptophyta; Magnoliopsida; Solanales; Convolvulaceae
Source: the annotation of a GenBank genome assembly